Ceratitis capitata (Mediterranean fruit fly) is the source of this 3843-nucleotide messenger RNA. It is a transcript of the gene Pits, whose product is annotated as interferon regulatory factor 2-binding protein-like. The record is from RefSeq and is a predicted model, not a curated record. Gene Ontology annotation, cellular component: nucleus. NCBI's taxonomy places the organism in Eukaryota, Metazoa, Arthropoda, Insecta, Diptera, Tephritidae. Gene Ontology annotation, molecular function: transcription corepressor activity. Gene Ontology annotation, biological process: regulation of transcription by RNA polymerase II. The transcript is spliced from 5 exons. The coding region runs from base 1270 to 3141 and encodes 623 amino acids.
CAGCCAGUGAGCCAGAGCGAGGUGAGCUAAGCAAGCACAUACCAAAAACGCAUACAUACAGAGCAAGAGCUCGCUAACCAGCCAACAACGGAUACAUUUUUCCGACAUUCAAUUGGAAUAAUUUGUUAUUUCGCAGACGGCAUUCGAGGAAGACGCACAUGCAAGCGAGUAAACCAAGUCGGACGGACGCAGACGAGCAGAACCGUAACAGUGAGUGAACGCGUGUGAAUGUCAGAGUUUUUAAGACAAGAAAAAGAAUGUGUAUACUAUAGCAUAGAGUAUGCAUGAAGUGAAGUGUUUGUUGGUAUGUACUACAACAUAUACAUACAUACAUUGUAUGCGAAGCUGCUAAGAAAAUAGAAGUUUUACAAGCGGGCAACAUAAAGGAAAAAAUAUACGGAGUGUUGUGUAAACAAGUAUUCAAAACAAGCAACAGCCAAAAAUAGCGUGGCGCUGUUAAAUAAUCAUAAAAAUUGAAAAAACACAAAAAAAAAUACAAUGAAAUAAAACAAACUCGCACAAGUCGGUGAAAAAUAAACAAAACGACGUCAAUACAUAAAUUCACUUGGAUAUAUGUAUGUAUGUGUUUGUAUAAGUGCAUGCGAAAUAAAUAAGUAUAAAUAAACAGAAGGAAAGUAAGAAAAAUAAAAGAAUGAAAAUGGAAAAUCCACAAACGCCGCAUGUGUUGCGGCCAACGAAUGAACGUCGUCGUUAACAAGCAGCGGAAGUCGGUGGUAGUCAGCGGUUGAAGUUAAUUUCGUUUGUUUGCCAUGAACAUUAAGCGUACGUUAACGCGCCCCUUUUAACACAGUGGCACUCAAAUAUAAAGUGUUCAUAAAGCCAAUUCAUUAUAAUUGGUUAAAAACAAAGAAUUGACCUUAAGAAGAAGAAGAAGGAGAAGAGGAGUUAGCAAGUAGAAGUGCUGCAUAUUUUAAUCGAUUUUGUAUUAAUAUAUUUCGAACAUAUAUAUAAAAAACAAUUUUUGUACGCGCAACGCGAAAGCAAAGAAAAAUUUCCAAAGUGUUGUUUUGUUAUUAUUAACCGGUUAAAAACAGGUCAGGUCGCGUUUUGUAAAAAUACAAACAAAACGCACGCAAUUUUACAACUUAUAUAGUAGCCACAACGUACGCCCCAGUUAAAAACGUGUUGUACGCGCAACAAUAACAAUAAACAACAAAAAGAAAAACGUUGAACAACAAACACGAAGCGAACACCAACACACCUUCACCACCUUCCUCUUUACCCCAACAAGCGCAACAACAUAACAAGAUGUCACUGCAAACUAAACGCCAGCACUGUUAUCUGUGCGAUCUACCACGUAUGCCAUGGGCCAUGAUCAAUGACUUCUCCGAGGCUGUUUGUCGCGGUUGUGUCAAUUAUGAGGGCGCCGAUCGCAUAGAACUCGUCUUGGAUGCGGCACGUCAAAUGAAACGGCUCCAUCAGGCGGCCAAGCGUAGUCAUGAAAAUGGUGAGGUGUCCAUACAACAGCAUCAACAACAGCAACAGCAGCAGCAGCAAGCGCAACAGCAACAGCAACAGCAGGUAGCGGUAGCCGCUGCACAAGCACAACAUCGCAGUGCUAGUGGUGCGCCCAUAAAUGUGGGUGUCGGUGUUGGUGUUGUUGGACCGCAACAGCAGCAACAACAACAUCAUCAUGGCUAUGCGACACAACGUAUUGGUCCACCACCACCGCAAGCCGCCAGUCUAAUGGAUUUCCCAGUGAAAAUGGAGGCACACGACGCGAGCGUACGUCCAGUGCGGAUCUCACAUAUGGCACCGCAUCACAUGUCGAUGACAAAUCGUGCAAUGGCUGCUGCCACUGCAGCUGCAAAUGUUGGUGUUGUUGGGCCAGUGCCGCCAGCGUUAUCGGUGAAUUUGAAGCGGCCACCAUCCGAGGAUGAUGAUCAUGCGCAUGUGGGCGAUGGUGGCGGUGGUGGUGUUGGCGUCGGUGGCGGUGCUGGUAAUGGACCGAAUCCGAUGAAACGUAGCGCUAUUGAUGAUCCAAAUGUACCACGUCCACCGCUAACACGCGGCGAAUCUUUGCCAGCAGCCGUAUCAUUUGUACCAGAUCGACAAGCCAGUUUACGCGAUAAACAUCAACCAGUGCGGGCGCCAUCCUUUGAUGCAUCAUCCUUUAAGCCAGGAGUUUAUGUGCCGCCCAUGCCACAUCCGGUCGUGCCGUUAGGCAAUUCGACGUCACCAGCUUUGUCAUCACAACAACAACAACAGCAACAACAACAACAACAUCCACAACAAUUAUCACUACAACAACAACAACAACUACCACCUCAAUCUCUAGUACCACACCAGUCAAUAGCACCACCACCUCUACCACAAUUACCAACAACCGCCUGUUCAGUCACUCAAUUAGCACAAAGUCCGAUGGCUAAUCUCAUGUCAAUUACAGAGACAUUACCACCGGGUAGUCCAAGGAAUGGACCCAGCCCACCGGGACCACCGCCGCCGCGCACUGCAUCACGCGGUAGCCAACAUUCACCGAAUAGUUCGGCCGGCUCAUCGUCCGGUCGGCGUUCUUCAGGUUCACGUCAUGUUUCGAGCACUACAGUUACCAGCUCAGAGGUGCAAUCCAGUCCGGCGAAUACACCACAAAUCGGACCAGGAGGUGGCAGCAGUGGUAAUGGCAACAAUGGUGGCGCCGUUAGUGUGAGUAGCGGCAGUGGCGGAAAUCCCGGUGGAAAUAGUGGGCCACUACCACCAGGGGGCAGUGGAGGCGAUGCAAACGUAGCAGGUGGCAAUAGCAAUGGUAGUGGACCUGGCGGUAAUAGUAGUAAUGGACAAGCCGCUGGUGGUAUGAACUCUGCUGGUACUGCAGCAACUGGAGGUACAUCAGCGUCGAAUGCAACAGCCGCACAAAAUGCCACACUCAAAUGUACAUUGUGUCAAGAGCGGCUAGAAGAUACACAUUUCGUGCAGUGCCCGUCAGUUAAUCAUCAUAAGUUCUGCUUCCCCUGCAGUCGAGAGAGUAUCAAACGGCAAAAUGGUCUUGGAAACGAAGUGUACUGUCCCAGUGGCGAUCGCUGUCCAUUAGCUAAUUCGACGAUUCCGUGGGCUUUCAUGCAGGGUGAAAUUACCACUAUACUGGGUGAGGAGGUAAAGGUGAAGAAGGAGCGUGAAUCUUAAUGUCCAUUUUAUUGUAAAAAGCUGCGGCGGGCUUUGGAAAAUUUUUAAACACAACACUUAACUGGAAGACAAAGAAAACUAAAGUUUUUUGAGUCAAAACUAUUGUAUUGAGAUUGUGUGAGUAGUUUGAAACUCACAUGUUGAAAGAAUAUUAAAGCAAAAAGUACAGAAAUAAGCAUAGAAAUAGAAGUUUAAUAGUUGUGAAGCAGUUUUAUUAAAUGGAGUUCGGUAACAGCAAAAGCAAAACCAAGUUUAAACAGCCCAGAUUGUGGUCAGUAAAGCUUACAAAGCUAGUAUUGAGUGCGAAGACGGAAUGUUUGGCUAAAAAUAUUUAGCAUCAAUAAAUAAAAGGAAAACAAAAAAAAUUAAAAAAAAAAAUGCACAAAUGAAUGGAGGCAGUUGGGCGUUUUUUUGUGAAAAACAAAACUAGCAAAAUAUUGGUUUUGAAUUGGAAAUUUUUUGAAAAGCUGAUUAGCAUUUUGAAUACAAUCACGUUUGUGUGGUGGCGCAAAAAAGUUGUACGAGAACUGUUUAUCCUGUGUGCGGCGCACAGUUCAGACCACUUGAGCACCUUGCUUUCGUGCUGGUCCUCCAUGCAGGAGUGCAAACUUUGAACUUUCUUGGUAAUUGCUGUAUGAACCAGUAUACAGCAAUAUUAUAAAAUAGAUUACAUACAUAUACAUAUAUAAACUAUAUUAAACA